Messenger RNA from Aspergillus oryzae RIB40, 1101 nucleotides. RefSeq lists its product as uncharacterized. Lineage: Eukaryota; Fungi; Ascomycota; Eurotiomycetes; Eurotiales; Aspergillaceae. Gene Ontology annotation, molecular function: DNA helicase activity. The coding region runs from base 1 to 1101 and encodes 366 amino acids. Gene Ontology annotation, biological process: DNA repair; telomere maintenance. The record is from RefSeq and is a predicted model, not a curated record. The transcript has 2 exons.
AUGGCCAAUGCCAGCGGAUCUGCCUUAGGGUCUUUGCACAGCGCCGUAUACUUCGAUGAGAAUGAUUUCGAUGAUGAUCUCGAUUUGGAUAGCGAAGAGUCAGAACCAGUUAUACCACCGCCAAAAAUUGUGAGGCCGAAUAAUGAGCAACAGAUACCAUUUCACGGUACAAACCCAACUACCUUGGCGACGCAUACGAACAAGCCGGCUCAAGUAUCAACGCCUGCGAUGAAGAAUGACGACUUGGAGAUAAAAUACCCUGAGUUGCCUCCAAUUCCUGACGAUGAUCCGGUGCCAUCCAGCAGUAUACCAGUUCCUUGGUCCUCAUCACCACCCUCUCACUUUCAGAAACCUACCAGUUCACGAACUCUGCCGUGGCUUAAGAAAGAGGAGCCGACGCCAGCAGUACAGUACAAGAAGCCAGAAACGCCUGUGCGCUCUAAAUCUACUGCCAUAUGGAACAAAUCGGCGAGCGCAAUCAAGGAGGAACAAAAGGAACUACGCCGACAGUAUAAGAGUCAGAAGUCCGAAUCUGUGCAACAUCGCCCACGUGCUAAGAUAGCGCCUUUAUUUCUCAGUGAUGAACAAAAGCACGUACUUAAUGCCGUUGUUGAACAAGGGAAGAGUAUAUUCUUCACCGGUUCCGCCGGAACUGGAAAAUCAGUUCUUAUGAGAGAAAUCAUAAAGAAACUUCGCGACAAAUACAGGAGAGAACCUGACAGAGUGGCAGUGACUGCUUCGACGGGUCUUGCUGCUUGUAACAUCGAGGGUGUCACCCUCCAUAGCUUCGCAGGUAUAGGAAACAACGGCCGUCCUUUCGGCGGUAUUCAGCUUGUCGUCACUGGAGACUUCUUCCAAUUGCCUCCGGUCCCUGAUGGCAGUACUCGAGAGGCGAAGUUUGCGUUCUCUGCUGCUACCUGGAACACCUCUAUACAGCACACAAUCCUCUUGACCACCGUUUUCCGUCAAGCAGACCCGGAUUUUGCCAACAUGCUCAAUGAAAUGAGACUUGGAAAGCUCAGUCAGCGGACAAUCGAUACCUUUCAACAACUACAACGGCCACUUGACUUUCAUGAUUCUCUUGAAGCUACGGAGCUGUAA